This is a messenger RNA of Pangasianodon hypophthalmus (striped catfish), 2891 nucleotides long. It is a transcript of the gene matn3a, whose product is annotated as matrilin 3a. Gene Ontology annotation, molecular function: calcium ion binding. Lineage: Eukaryota; Metazoa; Chordata; Actinopteri; Siluriformes; Pangasiidae. The record is from RefSeq and is a predicted model, not a curated record. The coding region runs from base 55 to 2538 and encodes 827 amino acids. The transcript has 10 exons.
GGUGUCAGUCGGCUAUAGGGACAGAACAAGAAGUGUAAAGAGCACCUCGGCACAAUGAAGCCCUUCAUCGCGGUUUUACUCUCUUGCCUUUCAUUCAUCCAUUUGGUGGAUAUCUCUGACUGCUAUAAUGUUAUUUAUCCAUCACAGAUUUUAGCCCAAAGUUACGCACAAAGAAGAAACUAUGCUAAUCCAUCCAACACCAGACUACCACUGAGGACGCUUAAUCCAGCAGUAGACAGCAGUAAAUAUCGGUUAAAUGGAGAGCAGUAUCUUCAUAAAGACCAGCCAAAGGUUUUGCCACAACUGGUGAGCUAUCCUAUACCCAAGAGUCUUUCUCCAGCUAAGGUUUAUGACUGGCAAAAAGACUUAUCCACAACAGAGAAAAGGCCGUCUCCAUCGCCGGAGAACCAGCAGCUGAAGGGUGAAUGGACACCAGUAGUUUGCCGCAAAGUAUCAACUUCUGAAGGAUCGCUUACAGGUUCAGACGGACGCGUUACAGUCACGGAAGAAUCGCUUGCAGGUCAGGAACGUUCGCGUGCAGCUCCGGAAGAAACACUUGCAGUUCCAGGACUUUCAACCACAGUUAAAGAACAAUCACUUGUAAUUCCAGAAUUAUCACCUGCAGGUCCAGACAGGUCACAUCCAGGCCAGGGACAAUCACGAGAAGGUCCAGAACAACCACUUGUAGUUCCAGGACUUUCAACUUUAGUACCAGAAAUUUCGUUUACAGAUCCAGAACAGUCACUUGUAAUUCCAGAACCUUCACAUGUAGGUCCAGAAAAGUCUCUUGUAGUUCCAGGACUUUCAUUUUCAGACCCAGAACAAUCACUUGUAGUUCCAGAAGUAACACCUGGAGGUCCUGAACAAUCAGCAGCAAAUCCAGAACGAUCACACAUUCCAACAGGUGACCCAGGGAUACCUUUCCAACCAACAUCUCCUCCUGUACACCAGUGGACCUGGAUAACCUCCUCACUGCGGCCAAAUCUCUCACUGCCAAAGUCCACUCUGGCGCCACAACUAUUCCGUGAAUCCACCUCAUCUCAGUCCGUGCCAGCAUCCACUCUGGCGCCACAACUAUCCAAUGAAGCCACCUCAUCUCGAUUCUUGCCAGCGUCCACUCUGGCGCCACAGCAGUAUCCUAAAACAACCUCAGCUCAGCCUCAGGCUCCACUCAGUGCAGGGAGGACAGCUACAGAUUCUCACUGUAGGAGCCGCCCACUGGACCUUGUCUUUAUCAUAGACAGCUCUCGCAGUGUGCGUCCAGGUGAGUUUGAGAAGGUUAAGGUCUUCCUUUCAGACAUGGUGGACACUCUGGACAUCGGCGCUGAUGCCACCCGGGUCGCCGUGGUGAACUACGCCAGCACUGUCAAAAUCGAGUUCCUCCUCAAAGACCAUCUGAAAAAACAAAACAUGAAGCAAGCAAUCAGUGUCAUCGAACCCCUGGCUGCGGGGACCAUGACCGGUCUGGCCAUCAAGAAAGCCAUGGAAGAGGCCUUCACCGAGCAGUCAGGGGCACGGCCGAAAUCACAGAACAUCGCAAAGGUGGCCAUCAUUGUCACGGAUGGGCGUCCUCAGGAUCAGGUGGAGGAGGUGUCUGCUGCAGCCCGAGCCCGAGGGAUCGAGAUCUACGCCGUGGGGGUGGACCGGGCCGACAUGCGGUCGCUCAAGCUCAUGGCCAGCAACCCACUGGAAGACCACGUGUUCUACGUGGAGACGUACGGCGUCAUCGAGAAGCUCACCUCCAAGUUCAGGGAGACUCUGUGUGGUGUAUCCCCAUGCAAAAUUGGACACAGCUGUCAACACAUCUGUGUUGGAAGUGGAAUGUCCUAUUACUGCAAGUGUCGUCCUGGCUAUGUCUUAAACGAAGACAAGAGAACAUGUUCCAUUGGCAGGGAUGGUGGCCGUGAUGGUCACACCGAUGGUGCAGGCAAUGGACGUAAUGAUGGCGACGAAGAUAGUGAAAGUAGCACCAGUAUCGAUGCUUGUGCACUGGGUCAUGACUGUCAGCACACUUGUGUGAGCAGUGGCUCCUCCUAUUACUGCACCUGUCCCCCAGGCUUUGUCUUGAUGCAGGACAAGAAGUCUUGUUUCAAGGCCAGUGUUGGUGAUGAUGAUGAUGAUGAUGAUGAUGACAGUAGUGCCAGUCUGGACCAGUGUGAGAUGGGACAUGACUGUGAGCACAUUUGUGUCAGCAGUGAUGGCUCCUAUCACUGUGAAUGCCGGAGAGGCUUUGUCUUGAAUGAAGACAAGAAAACUUGUUCACGUCUGGACCAGUGCGGGAUGGGACAUGACUGUGAGCACAUUUGUGUCAGCAGUGAUGGCUCCUAUCACUGUGAAUGCUGGAGGGGCUUUGUUUUAAAUGAAGACAAGAAAACUUGUUCACAGGUGAAGGUGGAGGUCAUUCAGGAUCCGUGUCACUGUGAGGCCAUACUGGCUUUCCAAAGGCAGACACAAAACUCCAUCCAGGCCCUGAAUGGCAAACUAGCAGACAUCACCAAGAAAGUUGAGCAAAUGGAAAGGAUGUUGUCCCACAAGUGAUCGUUCCUCUGGUAAACUGGAUUUUGUGAAGAUGCCUUCAGAUGCCUAUUCUGAUGUUUGGAUCACUUUCUAUUCCAGUGAAGCUACAAUAUGGACCACACUGACCUCCAACACAACAACCUCCAGAGCUUCAAUACCUCAAUACACCUGGAAAAUAACUGACAAAGAUGGUGCUUAUUUUACCGUUAAUAUGUGUGUCACUGGCUCGUAACCAAUAAUACUGGCAAAAGAAAAUUUAUUAUAAAGAAAAAUAAAACACUGAUUACAUUACAUACAGUUUAGUGCAAAAGUUUGUGCACCUCUCAUGGUUUCUAGGCAAUAAAAUGCAUGACAAUUUAUCUUUAAAAAAAAAA